This is a messenger RNA of Spea bombifrons (plains spadefoot toad), 1828 nucleotides long. RefSeq names its product solute carrier family 7 member 11 (gene SLC7A11). Gene Ontology annotation, biological process: amino acid transmembrane transport. Bases 263 to 1777 code for a protein of 504 amino acids. The transcript is spliced from 12 exons. Gene Ontology annotation, cellular component: membrane. NCBI's taxonomy places the organism in Eukaryota, Metazoa, Chordata, Amphibia, Anura, Pelobatidae. Gene Ontology annotation, molecular function: L-amino acid transmembrane transporter activity. The record is from RefSeq and is a predicted model, not a curated record.
UUAAAUGCUCUACUAAAGAUCAGACCCUUGCGGAAGUUGAGCUGGUCUCUAACGAUAGGGCAGCACAGCAACGUGAAAGAACAGGUGUUCAAGAAGAAGCAGGGAACAGCAGGCAGGAGAAAUUCAUGUGAAAGUUUUAAACGGGAAGAGUUUAUCGCUCAGUACACUCCUAAGGACUUUACAGAAAGAAGUCUAGGAACAUUUGCACGGCACUUCUUUUUUUUUUACGGAGAAGACCAUUUCUAUUGCUUUGCUUCUUAUCAUGUAUAAAAAACCCUCUGCUGAUGUGUCUUUGGUAUCCAAAGGCAGUUACCUUCCAAGGGAAUCACAGGGCAUGCUGAACUCAAAUGACUAUAAACCGCCUGACAGAAGAGAAAAAGUGGUUCUAAAAAAAAAAGUAACUUUGUUACGAGGCAUUUCAAUAAUAAUUGGGACCAUUAUCGGAGCUGGAAUCUUCAUCGCCCCCAAAGGAAUUCUGCAGAAUACAGGGAGCGUAGGAAUGUCUCUAACUGUCUGGACAGCUUGCGGCAUCCUUUCACUAUUCGGUGCCCUGUGCUACGCAGAACUUGGAACAUGUAUCAAAAAAUCCGGAGGUCACUAUACCUAUAUUUUGGAGGCUUUUGGUCCCUUGCCUGCAUUUGUAAGGGUUUGGGUAGAACUAUUAGUCAUACGCCCAGCUGCGACAGCAGUGAUAUCCCUCGCAUUUGGACGCUAUAUCCUGGAGCCCUUUUUCAUACAAUGUGAAAUACCAGAACUUGCUAUCAAACUGGUGACAGCUUUGGGCAUAACUAUAGUUAUGGUCUUGAACAGCCUAAGUGUCAGCUGGAGUGCACGGCUACAGAUUCUUUUGACCUUUUGCAAGCUUAUAGCCAUUCUAAUAAUUAUAGUUCCUGGAAUUAUGCAGUUAAUUAAAGGAGAGACACAGAACUUCAAAGAUGCCUUUAUUGGGAAAGAUGUCAGUGUAAUGGGGUUACCCCUGGCAUUUUAUUCUGGAAUGUAUGCAUAUGCUGGCUGGUUUUAUCUGAAUUUUGUUACUGAAGAAGUAGAAAAUCCAGAAAAAAAUAUACCACUUGCAAUAUGCAUAUCAAUGGCAAUUGUUACAGUUGGCUAUGUACUAACAAACGUGGCUUACUACACUACUAUUACUGCAGAGGAGCUGCUUCUUUCCAACGCCGUUGCUGUGACAUAUGCAGAGCGUCUCUUGGGUAACUUUUCCCUUGCAGUUCCCAUCUUUGUUGCGUUGUCUUGCUUUGGUUCCAUGAAUGGUGGUGUUUUUGCUGUCUCCAGGAUGUUCUACGUUGCCUCUCGUGAGGGUCACCUUCCAGAAAUUCUCUCUAUGAUUCAUGUUCACAAACAUACUCCAUUGCCAGCUGUCAUUGUUUUGUAUCCACUAACAAUGGUGAUGCUUUUCACUGGGGAUAUCUACAGCCUUCUGAAUUUCCUGAGUUUCGCUAGAUGGCUUUUCAUUGGAUUGGCUGUUGGAGGACUCAUUUAUCUGAGAUACAAACGGCCUGAGAUGCAUCGCCCUUUCAAGGUACCAAUAUUUAUACCAGCACUAUUUUCCUUUACCUGUCUCUUCAUGGUUGCCUUGUCACUCUACUCGGACCCCGUCAACACAGGGAUCGGCUUUGCAAUUACACUGACUGGAGUACCGGCUUACUACCUCUUUGUCAUAUGGGAUAAGAAACCAAAAUGGUUCAAGACAUUCUCAGACAAAGUGACCAGGAUCUUGCAGAUAAUUUUGGAAGUUGUACCGACCGAAGAAAACGUUUCCUGAGAAGCUAGUUUGCUGGAAGAUAUGCAGUCCUGUUAGUUCUUCAGUAAAGCC